AUGGGCUACAAUCUCACUGCAGAAAUGUUUAGCGAGUGGGCGAUCGGACUUGUUGUCGUGGCAGUUCGUCUGUAUGCCCGCUUUUCGGUGGAUCGAGGGAUUCUCCGCUGGGACGACGUGUGCCUUGUGCUUGGGACAAUAUUCUGGACACUGCUGGUGGUGUUCUUGUAUCUAUGUACCGCUGUCUACGGAAGCAAUAUCGGUCUCAAUGAAACAACGGCAGCCGAGGUGCCAGAUGAUGAGGUGCCAGCUUUGAGAAAGGGCUCAAUUUAUGCGCUUGCGUGGCUUGCAUAUAUCCUCAUGGUGUGGUGUUUCAAGGGAGUGCUGGUGUUCCUCUACAACCGACUCACUGUGGGGCUUUGGCAGAAUCGGAUCGCUUUAGCAGUGGCUGCUUUGACCGUUUGCACCUUUACCACCUCGCUCCUUUUCGAUCUUCUGAAUUGUCGGCCAAUCCAGAAAAAUUGGCAGGUCAAGCCAUAUGCCGGAAAUAACUGCACGGUUCGGCCCUUGAAUUACAUCGUGAUGGAAGUCUUGAGCAUCCUAACCGAUCUCUGUAUCAUGUGCGUUCCGAUUCCGUUGAUCAUCAUCGCCAAAAUUCCGACCUCGCAAAAGUGGGUUCUUUCCGGUCUAUUUUCCUCCGGCAUUUUCGUCAUGGUCGCUGCAGCCCUCCGUGCGUCCUACUCCGUGAAAGACAUCAAGACUCUCGCCACUGCCCUCGGUUGGGCCUCGCGGCAAGCUUUCGUCUCGGCCAUUAUCGUUUCAGCACCCGGCAUCAAACCCCUCCUCUCCCGCUUCGCCUGGUUCGCAUCCUAUAGCUCUUCCCGCGGGUACGACAAGAAGGAUCAGACGCGGACCACCUUCUUCAACUCCAAGAGCGGCGGCCGAGACAAUACCGUCACUAGCACCUGUGAGCCUCAGUCGUAUGAGCUCUCGUCUUUGGGCUGGAAAAGGAACAAAUGGAAUUCAUCGGGCGAGAGUCAGGAGCACAUUAUCGACUUUUUCCCACCAUCUCAACAAGGCCAUGGCUCCGACCUUGGAGGAAACACAGGCAUUAUGAUCACGACGGAUGUCACCCUGGCGCACGAAGAGAUUGCUCCGGACGAUCUGCAUGUGUCAACCACGCCGCCAUUUCACCAUUGA
Molecule: messenger RNA, 1140 nt
Organism: Aspergillus ibericus CBS 121593
Lineage: Eukaryota; Fungi; Ascomycota; Eurotiomycetes; Eurotiales; Aspergillaceae
Exons: 6
Coding region: 1-1140 (379 amino acids)
Source: RefSeq, a predicted model, not a curated record